Salpingoeca rosetta is the source of this 828-nucleotide messenger RNA. RefSeq lists its product as uncharacterized. Bases 334 to 792 code for a protein of 152 amino acids. The transcript has a single exon. NCBI's taxonomy places the organism in Eukaryota, Choanoflagellata, Craspedida, Salpingoecidae. The record is from RefSeq and is a predicted model, not a curated record.
GGGGGGGGGACGGACGAGUUGAAGACUGUAUUUGAUGAGCUGGAGCAAGAAUGCGCUUGGCGAGCGAGCCAGAAGGCUGCUGGAAUGUUGGUGUUGGUGUUGGUGUUGUAGCGGUGGUGUGCUGAUUGAUGAUGGCUGUGUGACUGGAAAGGAGAAAUGAAGACAUGCAUGAAAAGAUGAAAGACACGACAACGACUCGAGCGCGAGCUGCUGAAGCGAGAGGUUGCUCUGGAGGGCAACCGAGAAGGAAGGUGGUGAAGGCAAUGAAAGGGUUGGAGAAGCUCAGACGACCAAAAGAUGCGUCUGUGUUGCGAAGUGUGAAGUGACAAGUGAAUGGGCCUAGAGGCCAGCUGGCGCUGCACACCCCACAAAGAAAGAGAGCACGCGAAAACCAAACCUCACACACACACAUACACAACAAAGCAACAAGCAAGCAAGCAAGCGGCCUCUACCCACACAAGGCUCACAACCACCACCUACACACGCAUGCACACUGCAAAGUUGUUGUUGGUUGUGUUGGGCAGCAGGCGCUUGGGCGCUUUGUGUGGGCGACCCAAGAAGGCAAGGCAGGCCAAGCAACAAGGAAGCAAGGCGAGCAAGACUUUGGGGGGCGGAAUUCGUUGUGUUCGCCGAGCUUCUUUAGUGGGGACGGGACAAAGGGGGCAACAAACCUCGACACAAGGCACAAGAAAUCGUGUGGGGCGAAGGCAUCAAGGCAGGUAUGUUGUUGUCGUUGUUGCAUGUGCGUGUGUGUGUUCGUGUGUUUGUGUGUGCGAAACGGGUUGGGGUUAAACGAGCCUGACGCAAGGUUGAUACGCUCAAAACGGG